CCAGGGUCCCCACACUGCGCGACAUGGCGGCGAAUACCAUGGACACGACGGACUACGAGUACUCUGAAGAUGACUUCAACGGAAGCGAGAACUACACAUACCUGUAUCCUGACUGGCAUGAGUUAUUGGAUUGUCCUCAGAAAUCCUUGCCCUGGCAGUCCGUCAUUAUACCUACCCUCUACUUUCUCAUCUUCUUCACUGGCUUCAUUGGGAAUCUGUGCGUCAUCGUCAUCAUGGCCUCCAAGCACAAGAACAGGAGGCUGGUGGACACCUUUGUCAUUAACCUGGCCGUGGCGGACUUGGUCUUCGUGUGCACUUUACCGUUCUGGGGGAUUUCGGCGGCGAAGGAAAACCAAUGGGACUUCGGCGAUUUCCUCUGCAAGUUUAGCAGCUACGUCAUCGCCGUGAACCGCUUCUCCAACAUUUUUUUCCUCACCUGCAUGAGCGUGGACAGGUACUUGGCCGUCGUGCGGAUGCUGGACUCCAGAUACCUUCGCAGCAACCAAUGCGUACGCUUGACCUGUUGCGUCAUCUGGUUGGCGUCCAUCGCGCUAGGAGUGCCCUCUCUUAUCUACCGGAGGGUGGAGGAAAAUGGCGCGGCCCGUUUGUGCACCGAAAUCGCCGACUCAGCUGUUUUCAACGGGAUCAGCCUUGUCGCCCUCUUCCUUGCCUUCGUGCUCCCAGUGGUGAUAAUAGUUGCCUGCUACUGUUCCAUUCUGGUGAAGCUGCGUAACCCACCCGGCCUUCAAAACCCCAAAACCGAACAGCGCCGCAGACACUCGCUCAAGAUUGUGCUGGUCAUCAUCGUGGCCUUCGUCGUCUCCUGGCUGCCGUUCAACGUCUUCAAAACCAUCCUCAUCGCCUGCCAGCUCCAGUUCGCGUCGCUGUCCUGCGCCUCUCAAACGACCCUGGCGAGGGGCCUGACCCUGUCCUCUUGCUUUGCCUUCCUAAACAGCUGCGCUAACCCCGCCAUUUACAUCUUCCUGGACCACCACUUCAGGCAUCGCGCUCUGCGCUUCUGUCUCGGCUGGUUCGGCCCACAGAUCAAGCGGCGGAGUGGAGCUCCAGCCGCGUCCUCUUCCGGGCUCACCAUUGACAGUUACUCGGUGUCCAGUUACCCUCGCUGCCGCAUGUCUUCAGUUCACUUGCAGUGAAGGACCUACUCUCGGAGACGGCGUUGCAGUAAGAGGUGGCAGCGGUUCGCGAGGUUUGCAGAGUUCGGAUUUGGGGUGUCCUGGUAUUUGGGGUUCAGUUUCCCAGCUUUUUUCCCCCCAGUGUCAGAACAUUGACCAGAUAAAAACCGAUCUUGUCAGGCAAUUAAAAAACAAAUUCUGCACGCUUAAAACUGCGUCUGUGGAUUGUGAGGAACCUUUUAGUAUUUUUAUAUCAUUCGGCAUCAUGUUGAGAGAUUACUCGUGAUUACUUCGUAGGUCAUAAACCUGAUUAAUUGGAAAUGUUUACAUUUGUCUAAAACGCCACCUCGUUUUAAUAUGUUGUAUGAAAACAGGAAAGCCCUGGGUAUGACAAUGAAAAAACGAAAGGUUCUGAUUUUCAGCGCUCGCCACUCUGCACCACACCAGUUAUCGUAACAGCAGAGAACUUGUUAAAGUCGCUUUCCAGUGAGCUGUACAACUUUCUCCGAAUUCACUUUUGUUUCAAUGCCAUUUUGCAUAAAAAAUGCAAUUUUGUAUCAAUAUCAUUACUUAUUUGUUUUGCACAAUCAAUUAUGGGAACAUAUACGCACAGUGCAAGAGGGAAAUAGGCUAAUAGACGAACGUUUCAGCGAUAUCAUCUUACUGUCGCAGCCUACAUGAAAUUAUUUUCUGCCAUGAAAGGAGACCUCAGUUCGGGCUGCUCUUCUCAUGCAGAUGCAAUAAGAAGUGUUAACCGCUGUCAGUUUCGCUUCAGAGGCUGAGAACUUCAAAAGCCCUCAGCUUUUUUGACUGAAGAAGUGAGAUCAUGCUCGUGUUUUGAAAAUGCUUUCGCUAUAGAAUGUAUUAGUUCACUGGGUACGUUUUUACUGUUCUUUCCGUUUUAACACAAAUAAUAAGUAGUAGCUUAUACAGUAUGUAUAAAAUGUGUAUACGAAAUAAAGAUCAGUAGACGCUUUUCUAAAUAUGAAAUGGACUGAAAAUAUUGGAGAAACCUUUUUAAUUGUGGAAAAAACGGAAAAAUAUUUAAAAACAAAUUACAAUUUUAAACGUGCUGCAUGAGUGGUUUUACUGUAGGUGCGAGAUUGAGAAGAAUUGUGCUGGAGUCUCGGACUUUUUUUACAGUUAGUGCGGAUGACUUAAAGGAGCUAAAAAUGACGUACAUUUUAUUGCAACAUAUUGAAACAUUUUUAUAUUCACCUUCUAGGUUAUAACUACGCAUUAAGAUUGAAAUAUUUUAGUAACUUCUGUUCAGUUCAACUGGUACUUCGUUAUAUUAUCGUUAUGUUUAUUCGUGGCAUUAGUUGAUCUUCGCAAUAAAACUGAUCGCUCUUUGUAUUAUAUUGUUUAACACAUUUACAAAAUGUGAAAUUUGAAAUCUCGUUACAAAAAAAGAUCUAAAACUUUUGUAAACAUUGGACAUUUACUUCUAGACUGUCAUUGUAAUAUAAGCUCUUUCAAAAAAUGUUUUACGCAAUUUUUUUACAUUUUAAAAU
This is a messenger RNA of Lepisosteus oculatus (spotted gar), 2647 nucleotides long. RefSeq names its product G protein-coupled receptor 25 (gene gpr25). Gene Ontology annotation, cellular component: membrane; external side of plasma membrane. Gene Ontology annotation, biological process: G protein-coupled receptor signaling pathway; immune response; positive regulation of cytosolic calcium ion concentration. The record is from RefSeq and is a predicted model, not a curated record. Lineage: Eukaryota; Metazoa; Chordata; Actinopteri; Semionotiformes; Lepisosteidae. Gene Ontology annotation, molecular function: C-C chemokine binding; C-C chemokine receptor activity.